AUGCGAACGACCAAAAGCGGCAAAGUGACGGAAUUCGGGAACACCAAGCUUCGCAUCAUCGAGCGCAUCGCUGUCUCUACAGAGUUCGACACGGCACUGGACUUUCUCAAGAACAUGACAGAAGGCGGAGAGAGAUUACUCAGCCUCAAGGAUCUGGAACAAUGCGCGGCGCAUUUUGACACGGGCAAGAAGGGAAGACAGCAAUCAAGAAAUCGAGGAGGAUCCAGCUCUGCAGCGACGAGCACUGUAGUCAGUCAAGCCGACGAAAGCGAACCGAGCUAUCAGUCUAUGGCACAACCUCUGGACUCGUGGAACGGCUUCACACUCGACCAAAGCCCGAUGCCUCUGCAGACCGGAUCUUCCAUGCCGCCGCUCAAACGACCGAGUCCAGAAGCCUUUCAAAACAUGUCCGUAUCGCCAGUGGAUUCAAAACGACCUCGCAUGGACACCCUCUUCGACACUCACCACACAGACUUCUCGUACCACAUGUCCGAGCUGGACAUGUGCAACACGGCGAAUCUGACCGUUCCUCAGCGGUACCAUCAGAGCGACACGAGCAUGCGAGCCUCACCGAGCAUGCGAGCCUCACCGAGCAUGCGAGCCUCACCAAGCAACCCACCUCCCCGAUCGCCAUCCCAAGAUCCAGCAAGGGCAUUACUGAGCAUCCACCCACACGCCGGAAGCAUUUUCUCAAACCUCAACACCGCGUUCGACGACUUGCUCGCCCGAAUCGAAGACCACCAACAAAUCGUCAAGACCGCUCUCGAUCAAUUGCGCAUGGCCACAAACGGCCUGAGUGUAGUAUCUGGGAUUUCUCCCAGCGCCAACGAUCGUGAAUUGGAGAAUACUCUGCGGACGGCACAGAGGAAGGAAGCACGCGCCCGUCAUGAUCUGGAACAGGCGAGAUCGGCAAGAGACGUGAUCGAUGUCGAGUAUGGCCACAUCGGCACGUCGCUCUCUCGUGCAUUGGUGGAUACCGUACGAGCCGAGUACUCGCGUGCAGGAGUGGCCAUGACACAGGCGCAGGCAGACGUUGAGGCUGCACGACAACGACUGAGCAAUGCGAACAACCGGGAACAGGUCCUGAAGCGGACGAAAGAUGUGGCAGAGGUCGGCAUCGACCAGCUGCAGCGGCAGACCAGGUUCUGGCUGAAAAGACUGGCAGAGGCGGGAGUCAAGCUGACAGAUCAGUUGGGGACCUUGCAAGGAAGUGAUACAGGGCGAACGUCAUAG
Messenger RNA from Aureobasidium vineae, 1233 nucleotides. Lineage: Eukaryota; Fungi; Ascomycota; Dothideomycetes; Dothideales; Saccotheciaceae. The record is from the annotation of a GenBank genome assembly.